CCCGCGCGUCGGCUUUUACCUGUCCACAGGUGAUUCGGAUUCUCCAGUCAUUUUGUGUGUGCCUUCAGUCUCUAUCACCCUUCCCUCGGACACGUAGCAAAAGGCAGAAUUUUCCCCCAAAAAGCCGUGAAUACUGGCUCCUUGGGCACAGAAAUAGUGAUUGCUCCAUUUUUUCCGUUAAAUCCUUUUGCACCUGUGAUACCUGGGCGCCACAAAAUAUUAUUUUUGUUACUCUUAUUUACCUCUCCCUCCCUCGGAAUUUCCCGUGAACUUUUUUUGUUGUGCAAGUGUGUGUGUGUUUUGGACGCAAAGUGCAUUGAAACUUGAGCAAUUCCAUUAAAAAUAAUGACGAUUCCGCUUCGGUACCCCCAGUGAGACGUUGGAAGGCUUAUUCUCCUCUAUAGACAUUUUUUCCAGCCCAAAAGUGGCACUGAGAGUGCUGGGGCGCAACAAGUGGUUCGAGACACUCUCGCAGAAUUAACGGUACCUGUUGCGUCCGCAGACUUUAGCUCUCCUGGCGUGACACGCGUUAUAAGCGAGGGGGCCCACAGGGAUUGCCGUGGUAAGGCACCUUCGUGAUUAUCUCCGUGGAGUACCUGGUGGAGCAUCAGAAGUGAAGAGACAAAUUGACCAAUAAGACAAGAAGAUCGUGGACAAUUUCUCUCUCUCUCCAAGAGUUACCUUUGGGGAAUUUCUCUUGAAACAGUGUGGCUGUAUUUUAUUUCUCCCAUCCACUCUGACCAAACGAUUGUGAAGAAGCUCGGGGCGCAGGAGGGUGCGCGCACCUUUUCUACAUCUUACCCACCGAGCAUUACGUAACGCCACAAUCUUCGUGUGGACGUCGGAGGGGAAGGUGAAAAAAAGCAGUGAAGAAAAUCAACAAAUCAUCAAUGGCAACAGAAUACUCAAUAACCAGUUCUUCUGGAUUCUGACUAUACGCACAUCACAUUAUCCCCCCGAAUGGGAGGCUCAGGUGGUACCGGAUAUUGUAGUACAGUCACUCAAAGGAAUCCCUUAAAUUACGGAGGAUAGUGUUAGAAAAAAAAAGAAAGAAUUCUCCCUUUAAAGAAAUAAGAAGAGAAUUAAUUGAAAGGAGGAGUUUGCAAGUACAAGAUUGCUUGUUUAUUGUGAAAAUAUGCUGAUGCCGGGCCACGUUGUCUCCCUGUAUGUGGCCACAUGCGGGCUAGGUGGAUCCGGACUUGGAUCAGACGAAAAGGAAAUUGUCCUUCUUGUCUAUGUGAUCAUCGAUGCCAGUACAUCAAAUAUUGUCGGUGUACAACAGUACCUAGUCCGUCCGGUGGGACAAAUCAGCAAUAAGGAGAAGACAUCAGCGGAACAACCAACGUCACCAGAUGAUCCCAUCUCACCUGAAAUAUCCAUCACAGAGUCAUUCCUUCAAGUGGCUGGGCGCCCACUCAGUGAAGUGAUUGAUCAGUUCGAUGCCUACGUUCGCUCUCUGUCAAUCGAUCCGACGAGUGCGAAUUUUCGCAUAGUCACAGAUGGGCAGCUGCCCCUACGCCAAUCACUUCAUCCAGAAGCUAGUGCCAAAGAUAUUCAAUUGCCCUCCUACUAUUGGCGAUUCAGUGAUCUGCGGAAGGAGAUGGUGCGGUGUAAGUCGGGUGACUUGUCGAGGGCCCUCAUUCCCAUCACAGAUGCCAAAAAACUAGUCAAUAUGCCUAGUUUACCAACUCUUCCGGCGAGUAUAGCGGACAUGCUUACAGAACUGGAACUCAAACCUUACUCCGAAUCGGAUUUUUAUGUGAAGGAGUCUCGUGAUAUGGUGACGAUUAUUCAGGCUCUCUUGACGGCAGGUCAUAAAUUUGAUUGUACAGAAACAAUAAACCUCGCACUUGAACCAGGAAUUUGUUCAAUUGAUGAUGAGAUUGAUGGAUCGUGCAUAGUUCGAGCAAGAGGUCUUCCGUGGCAGAGCAGUGAUCAAGAUAUUGCAAAGUUUUUCCGGGGUUUGAAUGUUGCCAAGGGUGGCGUAGCUCUUUGUCUAUCACCACAGGGACGACGCAACGGUGAAGCUCUCGUGAGAUUUGUAUCACAGGAACAUCGAGAUAUGGCGCUAAAGAGGCACAAGCAUCACAUUGGGAAUCGGUACAUUGAGGUGUAUCGAGCAUCUGGGGAGGAUUUUCUUGCUGUUGCCGGUGGGGCAUCAAAUGAGGCGCAGGCUUUUCUCACAAAAGGUGCUCAAGUUAUCAUACGUAUGCGGGGUCUUCCGUAUGAUUGCACGGCUAAGCAAGUGUUGGAUUUCUUUUCAACGGGCGAAAAUCCCUGUCACGUUCUCGAUGGGGCGGAUGGGGUGCUCUUUGUGAAGAAACCCGAUGGCAGGGCAACUGGUGAUGCCUUUGUGUUGUUUGCCAAUGAAACCGAUGCCCCGAAUGCCCUGUCGAGACAUCGUGAGUCAAUUGGUCAGCGAUACAUUGAACUCUUUCGCUCGACAACGGCAGAAGUGCAACAGGUUCUCAACCGAUCGAUGGAUCCUAAAACGUACGAACCACCAGCCCCACCAUUGAUACCACAACUGCCACAAGUGCAAAUUCCUCUUGUGCCACAGCACAUAAUAACAAGUGGAACAUCAAAGGACUGCAUUAGAUUACGCGGAUUACCGUAUGAAGCCAAGGUGGAACAUAUUUUGCACUUCCUGGAGGAUUUUGCCAAAUAUAUUGUCUUCCAAGGUGUUCACAUGGUCUACAAUGCUCAAGGACAACCAAGUGGUGAGGCCUUCAUUCAAAUGGACUCAGAGACAUCCGCGUAUGCGUGUGCCCAGCAGAAGCAUAACAAGUACAUGGGGAGCUUUGGGAAGAAGCAUCGCUACAUUGAGGUGUUUCAGUGUUCCGGCGACGAUAUGAAUCUCGUUCUCACGGGCGGCCUACAUUCACCGGCGAAUCCAUCGAAGCCACCACUUCUCUCACCCGGUAUGUUGCAUUCAUCACCAGCACCACCGUCAAAACCCACACCACCCGCAACGGUACCCCCACAGCAAAUUCCCAUUUCCGUCCCACCCCCGCUAACGUUGUCCAUUCAACCCCCAACGCCCCCGGCGCUUUUGGCACAGCAACAAGCGCAAUUUAUUGCUCAGCAAAAUUUGGCACGUCACAAUGCCGCAGCUGUGCACCACAAUGAGCAGCUUUUGCUGCAGAAUCUCACUCUAAUGCCCCAUCCGGCGGCACAUGCAGCACCCGCCGGUAUUCAUGGCCAUCAUCCGGCCACAAUGGCGGCAUAUCCGCCAAUGUUUGCUGCCCCAGCUGGGGCGGCGCCGCAUCCCUUUCUCUUUUCCCCGCGGCACGCCCUCCUUCCGGCACAUCCGCAAUUCCCAAUGGGCCUCAUUCCGGGGCACCAUCAUGCAGCUUUGGCACACCACAUGCCCUUAGCUCAUCACACAUUGGCUGCUUCAGCGGCUGUUGUACCCCCACAGCCAGGUACAGCAGUUGCGUCCAUUAAGCGCUCCUAUGAGCAUGCUUUUCAGCACGAAGCUGCUCAGGGGAAUGCCACAAAGAGACAUUUCCCAGGGACCACAGCUGCGGCCCUCUAUGCUCCCUUCUAUCCUCCAAAUAUUUAGAGAGAGAGAGAGAGAGAGAGAGAGUAAAAAAAAAGAAAAUGGACAAAAGCAAUUUUGAGACUCCUUUGCAACGACAAUCAUUCCAUUUAUUUACUUAUUAUAAAAAACAAAAAAUAAUAAUUAUCAUGAAGACACUAUUGAAGCAAUUAUUGUAAGAAUAUAUAACCAUACAAAGUGAUUCUUUUGAAGUUAAUUUUUUCUUUUAAAUAAUGUUAACAUUUACUAUGAACAUUCCCCUUUAAUUUUCUUAUCCUUGACAAUUUUUUUUAUUCGUUUUUAAUGAAUUUUUGGUGAUUGUAUCACUUGGGAAGGUGAUAGUUCUGAUACUAAUUGCAUUAUGGAUUAUUUUUUUUUGAUUUAAUCAAAGCUGAGACACUGAGAGACUCCAGGAUAUCUUUCUUAUGAUCAGGAAAUAGAAGAUAUUGGCAUUAACCCUUUCGCGCCCAUCGUGAAACAUUAAAUCAUUGAAACAAUGCGCUCUUUUAUCACGAUACUUAUUCUAUGAAUGCUCUCAGAGGACAUUUUUCAAGCAAAAAAACAAUUGAUUUCAUAAAAAAAAUUGGAAAAUAAAAUGUUUCAUGAUUAGGUCUAUGUAUGACCUAAGAAACGCGAAAGGGUUAAAAGGGAUUUUCAAAACUGAAGAUUUAUACAUUUAAAUGUCUCAAAAAAUACAAAAUUCUGAAAAAUUGCAAUAGUAUCAUCACUAAGCCGUUUGCCAGGUGAUUAAUCACUCCUUAAAUUACAUUCCUAUCACCAUCAUCUAUUACGUAUCCUAGUCUCGAUCCCCAUUCCUUAUUUAUAAAUUUUAAACACGUUAAUGAGGUGCUAAAUAAUGGGAAUAAUGGGCAGAGAGAAUUUAAUUUUGGGAAUCGAGGUCAUUAAAUUCUUUUUUUUUAUUAUUAUUUUUUUUCUCUCCUAAAAAUUGGUCUUUAACUAUAAUACUGCACACACUCACACAUAUCUACACAAAAAAGGUGUUAACAGCAUUCUUUGCAAGGUUUAAUUUAGAAAUAUUUCUGGGAAAAAUGCAAAUUUCUCUUAAAGCAUUAAACCUUUUCUCGCUAUAGAAGGUACAAAAUAUUACAUUACAUUGAAUACAUAGGUUAGUUUAAGUAAUAAUAUUAAAAAAAAAAAGAAAUAUUAACGAGUAACUUUGGAUCUAAAUAAAUGAGAAUUCCUUGGCUGAGAUAAAGUUUCUGAAUAAUAUUUUAAGUGAAAAACGUGAAGUACGUUCUUGAAAAAUUGAAAUUCAGUUGAAUUUGAAAAAGGACGCUUACUUUUACAAGAUGGCGGACGUAAACUGAAUACAAAGGAGUAUAUUCAUAUCAAUAUGCGUCGUGUAUCAGGAUUAUAUACAGGACUUAUAUUGAAUUGAAUAAAUUCAUUUAAUAUUUUUUUCAAAAGUUCUACAAAAACACAUUUUUUUAAAACUCCUUUUAACUUCUUAAAGUCUUGGAAUUCUUUUAUAUUUUCCAUUGAGAAAACUUUUUUUUUCUCAAAGUUUUUUUUACAACUGCAUUAGUGAGAAUUUUGCUGAUAUUUUUUAUGUGUUAGUGUGGUUUUGGAAAAUAGUUUCAUUCAUUUUUUUUAAUUUACGGUGAUGUUGUGCUUGAAGCUAUUUUGCAAAUUAUAUUAUUCUUUUGCGAGAGAAAGAGGGAGAGAGAGAAGUAAAAUUGAAUUUGAAAAAAUGGUAAGAAUUUAAGUAAAUAAUUAACACUAGUUUUUCUUGGGCUAAAUUCAUUUUUUUUAGUAAUUUACUUCAUAGUUAAUAAUUGUUUAGAAUAUAAUUUUCUAUUUUUAAGCAUUUUUCAAUGAACCGUCCAGGUAAUUUUUUUUAAAUAACUCAAUUGAAUUCUUUGUUUUAUUUUAAUUGCAUUAAAUUAAUAAUUUUUUCUUGUUAUCGUUUCUAAAACGAAUUCAUUUUACUUCACAAAAAAGACAUUUUUAUAAAUAACAAAAAAAGAAAGAAUGAUUUAUGACAGUUUAGAUAAAUUUUGCUCUCAAUCUUCACAUAGUGGUUGUUUUUCUCUUUAGUUUUUAUGAUUAAUUUUAUUUUUAUACAAUGUUUAAGCAAAAUUAUAUUUUGUGUUAUUUUUGGCUCAUCAAUUCACAAAAUCAACUUUGUCCGCUCAGCACCACCUUCUUCUCUGCAUUCAUUGUAUUUUUUCUUUUAUUCGCAUUAAUUUUUCUUAAAUAUUUUUUAAAAAUGUUUUUAAUAGUAAUUUAUAGACUUUUAAUUUUGGAAUAUUUUUUUUUUCUUAACAUUCUGCAAUACUCAUAGCUUUAUCGUGUUUGUAUGUUUAUUUUUAUUUUUUGGUGAUACAACGAGGUUGUCUUUUAAUCUUUAAUUCUGUCAAAGAUAAAUUUGGUUUUGUGUGUUGUGGUCAAGGGUCUUAUUUAUAUUGUUAUUCUUAAUUUUAUUUACUUGCUAUUAUACUUAUUUUAUUUUUUUUAUUAGUAGGUACUUAAGUAUUAGAAUGUCGUAAUAUUACAACAACAAAAAAAGAAAAAACAAAAUAACUGUAUGAAACAUACAAUUUUUUUUUAUAUAGUUUUAGUUAUAGUUUUUUGUGUCUUUUCUGUGUGUCUGCAUUCUUUAUAUGGUGUUUGGGAUCAAAUUGGAAUUCUUAAAUCACAUAUUUUGAUAUUUUUUUCUUGUGCAUUUAGUCUAAGAUUAACUUAGCCAUUCUUAGCUUGGAAAAAACUACUAACUAUGCGUUCAAACUAUCAUCUAUUUUUAACGGUUUAUAAAAAUUAAUUAAUUUUUUUUGUGUAGUUACAUAAAAAAAACAUCUUGAACAAAUUAAAGGAGCUUAUUCGUUUUUGUAUGGAAAUGUUCCUUCAAAAAUUGGCUUGCCUUCUGACUUAAGCCUAAAAAUUAUUAGAAAUCAAAACUAUUUAAAAAAAAGACAACAAAAUUUAAAAAAUAUAUAAAAGAAAUAAAUCUUCGAGGACAUUUGGUGGUGAUGUAAAAACUAAUUCAGAUAAAUAACUGAAUUUCUGCUAAGUUUUAGUUUCACGCUGAGUUUUCAUCAAGGCCUAAAAAAUCAAUUGAUUUUAUUUUCCUUAGUCUGAACGCAUGGUUUUGUAAUUCUUUUAUUUAUUUAAAGUUAAUUUUCAAAGAAUGGGCUAAAAUGAGAAGAGAAUUGGCUUAAAUAUUGGCUCUCUUUGAUUCCAGAGCAUCGAAUUUUAUUUUCACGCAAAAUGCUCAGUGGUUAAUAUUUUACUCAAAGCUCGGGCUUCUGAAAAAUUAAACCAUAUUUUUGGCUAAAAUAUAAAUAAAUCGAAUAUUUUCAGAAGCUUCAAAGGUUAAAAAGGAAAUUUUAUCACUUUUAGCUUUUUUAUGAUUAUUAAAAAAAAGUUUCUCUCGCAUAAACUUUUAAUCUCUAAAAUGCUUCUGUUACAAAAGACAUGGAAAUGGUAUAGCAAGGAAACAAGGGUGGUGUUAAUUCACAUGCAGGCACAUAGGAAUAAUUCUUAAAAUAAAAAAAAAUAAAGAAAAAUAAAUCAAUUUAUUUGCAAAUUGUUGUCUAAAAAUGAAGGAGAAAGAGCAAUAGUACAAAAUGAAAAAUUAAUGUUUUCUUUUUUUUUCAAAUUGCAAAUAAAAUUGAUUUAUUUUCCUUAGUUGGUUUAGUGGAUAAAAAUAGUAAAUAGAAAAUAAGAAUAAAUAAAAAAUAAACAAUAAUUGAGAGCAAAAUCUAUUAAUAUUACCUAUUAUUAUUAUUAUUUACCUAUAAUUUAAUCUUUAAAAUUUCCGUAAUUUACAUUUUCAUAUUUUUAACGGCUGCAUUUUUAUUUACAAAUUUAUUUUGCAAGAGAAUAAAUUUUUCGUCUUCUAUA
Molecule: messenger RNA, 7405 nt
Organism: Lutzomyia longipalpis
Lineage: Eukaryota; Metazoa; Arthropoda; Insecta; Diptera; Psychodidae
Gene: fus
Product: RNA-binding protein fusilli
Exons: 12
Coding region: 1136-3565 (809 amino acids)
Biological process (GO): regulation of RNA splicing
Cellular component (GO): ribonucleoprotein complex; nucleoplasm
Molecular function (GO): mRNA binding
Source: RefSeq, a predicted model, not a curated record